AUGCCCACCAUGAGCUCCGCCUUCGAGGACGAGGACCUGUCGCUGUCCAUAUCCACCCCGACCGCGCGCCGCAGCUCCAACAACCAGCGACCAUCCGACCCCCCGCAUGCCCCGCGACCACCGGGCCGCGCUGACAGCGCCUCCAUAACCAAGGUCAACCAGCGCCUGGGCCAGUACCAGAUCGUCAAGACCUUGGGCGAGGGUUCGUUUGGCAAGGUCAAGCUGGCCGUCCAUGUCGUCAGCGGACAGAAGGUUGCGCUCAAGAUCAUCGCGCGCAAGAAGCUGAUUACGCGCGACAUGGCCGGAAGGAUUGAGCGAGAGAUUCAGUAUCUUCAGCUGCUCAGACACCCGCACAUCAUCAAGCUCUACACCGUCAUUACAACUCCAAGCGAGAUUAUCAUGGUGCUCGAGUACGCCGGAAUCGAGCUCUUCGACCACAUUGUUGCACAUGGCAAAAUGAGCGAAGAAAAAGCCCGCAAGUUCUUCCAGCAGAUAGUUUGCGCCGUCGAGUACUGCCAUCGGCACAAAAUCGUCCAUCGUGAUCUCAAGCCCGAGAACCUUCUGCUCGACGAGAAUCUCAACGUCAAGAUUGCGGAUUUCGGUCUCAGCAACAUCAUGACCGACGGCAAUUUCCUAAAGACCAGCUGUGGCAGCCCGAACUAUGCGGCGCCCGAGGUCAUUUCGGGAAAGCUGUAUGCUGGCCCUGAGGUCGAUGUGUGGAGUUGCGGCGUGAUUCUAUAUGUUUUGCUCGUGGGCAGGCUGCCCUUCGAUGACGACUAUAUCCCCUCUCUGUUCAAGAAAAUCGCCCAAGGCAGCUACACGAUCCCGAACUACCUGUCCUCGGGAGCUGUCCGUUUGAUCAAGAAAAUGCUCGUCGUCAAUCCGGUGCACCGCAUCACCAUUACCGAAAUCAGGCAGGACCCGUGGUUCAACAAGGACCUAGCGCCGUACCUGCAACUGCCCGCCGAGGAGUUCUUUGAUACCGGUGUUGAUCCCACCAAGGCCAUUGACCCGGACAAGUUGGGCCCUACCCGCCCGGCGCCCGUGGUUCAGCAACUGCACGAGACGGUUGUCGGAAAGCUUGGGAAGACAAUGGGUUACGCAAAGGAAGAUGUCCAGGACGCUUUGGCGAGGGAUGAACCAAGUGCAAUCAAGGAUGCCUAUCUCAUUGUCCGUGAGAAUCAAAUCAUGAAGACAAACCCCCUGCUGUCACAGGAAAAGAGCUUGCAGCCAUUCCUCGCCACAUCGCCGCCAAACUAUGACCCUAGAGCCAUUGGAUCGCCCAUGAAUCAUCAGUUGGGGGCGCCGCCGCCGCAGGGUCCUAUCAAUACCGAGAGACAGCGACACGGAUCGAACGCAAGCAAUGCCACGAGCAUAAACGAGCACCGCAGCCCCGUUAGUACAAUUGCCAUCCUCCCGAGCAGCCUUCCCGACUUCCAUCGCGCGUACAUGAAGGGCCAUCCAAAGCCAAAUGCGUCCCCAGAGCGUGUUGGGUCGCCCAAGGAACAAUCUGCGCAAGAGAAGGCUGCUUCCGCAAGACGUCUCAAGCCACAUGCGCGGUCUCGGGCGGACAUGGAGCGGUCCGGAAUGCGCCCUGAGGCUAUGACGCCUAUCAAUGAAGUUCAGAAGAAGAAGAACAAGCCAAUCAAGUGGCAGUUUGGUAUUCGGAGCAGGAACCAGCCGGCCGAGGCUAUGUUGGCAAUAUACAAGGCAUUGCGCGCCAUGGGAGCAGACUGGGAAGCUCCAAUGAUCAGGCGAGCUGGUGGUGGAAACAGCAGCAGCGAUGAAUCUCCCGGCCGAAGCAGAUCAGGUUCGCCGGGCGGCUCUACAGACUCCCUGGCUCAACGGUUACAAGAGGUUGGGGCCAUAGACUCAAGUUCCGAGCUUGAUGUUGCGGAUGAGCUGGCUGGCGCCAAGGGAGAAGCGCAUGGUUCACGAGCUGAAGGUUCUCGUGAACGUGGUCGCGGACGCAGGUCUCACGGGCCAUGGAAUGAUUUUGGCUACGGAAUCCCGGAGGAUCCAUGGGUCAUCAACGCGCGUUUCCGUAAGGAAGGCAUGUUUCCUCCUGGGUUGAAUCAUCCAUCGUCCACGCAUUCAUCGCGAGUCGAUCUCCACGACCAUCCCCAGAUACGCAGCCGCAGCUCCAGCCUUACCUCACCCUCGCUCCACCACGACGAUCACUCGCAUUCGGGCUCGAUUCCUCAGAGCAGUAGUCGGGGAACUUCGGCAGCAGCCUCAGUUGCCGGCGAAACCGCUCGCUGGCCUGAUGUCGAUGAUGCAUGCUACGUGUAUCUCACCAUUCAAUUGUACAACAUUGAGCCGGGGUUCUUCCUUGUCGACUUCAAGUGCGCAGGGUAUGAGCGCCUGGUUCCGCAUAUCGUCCGGGAGAUCCGCUCCCAGAGCAAGGAUAGCCAAGAGGAGUGGCGGAAGCUUGCAGAUGGCGAGGAGCUACCCGCUUCAGCUGGCGAAACAGAGAACGGGGAGCCUGUUGAGAAGCCGGAGAUAAGACAACGCCUUGAACUCAUUGGGGCUGGGAGAGCGAGUGAGGAGAAGAGGGCAACCAGCCCGUUCCCUUUCCUGGAUGUCGCAAGCAGGCUCAUCAUCCAGCUUGCGCAAACGAACGACUAG
Diplodia corticola is the source of this 2628-nucleotide messenger RNA. Its product is annotated as camk camkl ampk protein kinase. The record is from RefSeq and is a predicted model, not a curated record. Gene Ontology annotation, cellular component: cytoplasm. Gene Ontology annotation, biological process: intracellular signal transduction; protein phosphorylation. The transcript has 3 exons. Gene Ontology annotation, molecular function: protein serine/threonine kinase activity; ATP binding. NCBI's taxonomy places the organism in Eukaryota, Fungi, Ascomycota, Dothideomycetes, Botryosphaeriales, Botryosphaeriaceae. Bases 1 to 2628 code for a protein of 875 amino acids.